Aaosphaeria arxii CBS 175.79 is the source of this 1746-nucleotide messenger RNA. Its product is annotated as peptide chain release factor eRF/aRF, subunit 1. The record is from RefSeq and is a predicted model, not a curated record. Gene Ontology annotation, molecular function: sequence-specific mRNA binding; translation release factor activity, codon specific. Lineage: Eukaryota; Fungi; Ascomycota; Dothideomycetes; Pleosporales. Gene Ontology annotation, biological process: cytoplasmic translational termination. The transcript has 4 exons. Gene Ontology annotation, cellular component: cytosol; translation release factor complex. The annotation marks the transcript as partial.
CAUGUCGGCCCCUCAAGCAAACGAUGCUGAGAAGAACAUCGAGAUAUGGAAGGUCAAGAAGCUCAUCAAACGCCUAGAAGCCGCUCGUGGCAAUGGAACAAGCAUGAUUUCCCUCAUCAUCCGUAGGUUCACCCUCCACUCCCCCGUCCAGACUGCCAAUCUGCCAUUCAACUCCCAGUUCCAACUCCUCUGCCUCCCAUUCUAUGCACGAGAGGUCGCCUCACUCCCGCUGACCACAUGAAGCCCCCAAGGAUCAGGUCUCCCGUGCCGCAAAGAUGUUGGCUGAAGAAUUCGGUACCGCCUCCAACAUCAAAUCCCGCGUCAAUCGUCUCUCUGUCCUGUCCGCCAUUACCUCCACACAGCAGCGUCUCAAGCUCUACUCCAAAGUCCCUCCCAAUGGCCUUGUCGUCUACUGUGGUGAAAUCAUCACCGCAGAAGGCAAGGAGCGCAAGAUCAACAUCGAUUUCGAACCCUUCAAGCCCAUCAACACCUCCCUAUACCUUUGCGACAACAAAUUCCACACAGAGGCCUUGAGCGAGCUUCUCGAGUCGGACCAGAAGUUUGGCUUCAUCAUCAUGGACGGUAACGGUGCCCUGUUCGGUACCCUCUCCGGUAACACCCGUGAUAUCGUACACAAGUUCUCCGUCGACUUGCCCAAAAAGCACGGUCGUGGUGGUCAGUCUGCCCUUCGUUUCGCCCGUCUGCGAGAAGAGAAGCGCCACAACUAUGUCCGCAAAGUCGCCGAAUUGGCCGUCCAGAACUACAUCACCAACGACAAGGUCAACGUUGCCGGUCUCAUUCUCGCUGGUAGCGCCGAUUUCAAGAACGACCUGAACCAGUCCGACAUGUUCGACCAGCGUCUGCAGAGCAAGGUCAUCAAGGUUGUGGACGUCUCCUACGGUGGAGAGAACGGCUUCAACCAGGCCAUCGAGCUGUCGUCUGAGACGCUCGGCAACGUCAAGUUUAUCCAGGAGAAGAAGUUGAUCAACAAGUACUUCGACGAGAUCUCCCAGGACUCUGGAAAGGUCUGCUACGGUAUCGAGGAUACGCUGAAGGCUCUGGAGCUUGGUGCCGCUGAGACGUUGAUCGUCUACGAGAACUUGGAGAUCACACGCUACACUCUCAAGACGUCCGAAGGCUCGGAGGUCGUCAUCCACGUCAGCAAGUCCCAGGAAUCAGACCGAUCCCAGUUCAUGGACAAGGAGACAGGUCAGGAGAUGGAAGUGGCCGAGCAGAUGCCCUUCCUCGAGUGGCUGGCAGAGAAGUACCGCGAUUUCGGUGCCACUCUCGAGUUCGUCUCCGACCGCUCCUCUGAGGGUAACCAGUUCGUCAAGGGCUUUGGUGGUAUCGGCGCCAUCCUUCGCUACAAGGUCAACUUUGAGCAACUCGCCGAGUAUGAUGACGAUGAUGAAUUCUACGAUGAUUGACGGUUGUGCGCCCUCGCAGAGCGCGAGGCAGAGGCCCCACUCCACGCGUCGAGUCCGGGGACGUCCGCUGCCCGCGUCGAAUACCCAGACGCGUACACCACGAAGCAUGAAGAGGUUCCGGCGAUGCCGACCCGCCUCUCCAGAUUGUGAGCGGCGAACAGGAGUGCGGAUGAAUAGUUUGUAAGGCUGAUGAAUCAUCAUACUUAUCCACGACCCACUCUCGCUGCAACGGAGAGGCUGCAGGCUGCUCAUCAUCAAGAGCAGUACUUCUCAGCUUGAAGAUUACCUGCUAUGGUUCAAUGGACGAAGAGUAGAGGGG